Paramecium sonneborni is the source of this 1443-nucleotide messenger RNA. The record is from the annotation of a GenBank genome assembly. Lineage: Eukaryota; Ciliophora; Oligohymenophorea; Peniculida; Parameciidae.
AUGGCUGAAUUCGAAGAAUAUUCUUAACGUCAAGGUUUUGGUUAUACAUUAAUUAAACAUUCAAAAUCUGAAAUAAGAAAGAUUUCUGAUCCUAUUUAUGAUUUUAUUUAUUUUGAUCAAACUAUAUGGAAAGUUAUUGAUAAUCCUAUAUACUAAAGAUUACGUAAUAUAAAAUAGUUAGGUACUACUAGUUGGGUAUUUCAGGGAGCUAAUCAUACUAGAUUUGAACAUUGUUUAGGAGUGGGACAUUUAGCAUAAUAAUUCAUAACUUCAAUAUAUAAGAAUUAACCUUAUUUAGAUGGUGAAGAAGAUAAAAGAAGAAAUAUUAAAUUGAUAACAAUUGCUGGAAUUGUUCAUGAUUUAGGUCAUGGACCAUUUAGUCAUAUGUUUGAUAAUUUAUUAAUACCUAAAAUAACUAAUUCUUCAGAUAUUUGGUGUCAUGAAAAUGCAUCAGAAAUGCUCUUUGAUUAUAUGUAUGACAAAUAUAAUCUUGGGUUAGAAAAAGACGAUGUUAAUUUUAUUAAUGCUCUUGUUCAUGGAGACUCGAAUAAAGUUUCUAACGGAAAAAAAUAAUGGUUUUAUGAUAUUGUUUCUAAUAAAAGAAAUGGCAUUGAUGUUGAUAGAGUUGAUUAUAUUAGAAGAGAUUGUCAUCAUCUUGGAUAACCACCUUCUAUUAAAGAUUUUAGUUAUCUUAUGCAAGAAUCUAGAGUUAUUGAUGAUGAAAUAUGUUAUCCAUAAAGAUAUGCAUUCAAUAUUUUUGAUUUAUUCAAUACUAGAUACAAACUCUUUAAAAUUGUUUAUCUUAAUAGAAUUAGCUAAUGCAUUGAAUAAAUGAUUUGUGAUAUACUACUCUCUGUCAAUCACAUAUACAAAUUCGAUUAGAUUAUCAAUCAACCAGAAAAGUACUAUAAAUUAAAUGAUUCCAUCAUUGAACUUAUUGAUAGUGCAGAAGGCCCUGAAUAUACUAAGGCUUAAGCUAUCAUUAAACGAUUAAAAAUGAGAGAGUUAUAUAAAUUUGUUAGUGAAGCCUUAGUUCCCUCCUCUACUAUUCUAGAAUCUAAUGAUAAAAUUAAAGAAGAGUUAUACACCUAUCUCCCUUCAAAUGCUUAAGUUAAUAUUGAUGAAAUUUAUGUUUCAUAAGGUAAAGUGGGAUUUGGUUCUAAUAACAAUGAAAAUCCUAUAAAUCUUGUUCAUUUUUAUAAAGGAUCAGAUCAAGAUCUCAAAAUCUAAGGAAAUGAUACAACCACAAGCUUUUGUUUACCAAAAUCAUUCUCUGAAAAAUUUAUUAGGAUUUUUGUUUCAAAUGUUUAAAUAAUUUAAUAUAUUGAAAAGGCUUUUGAUUUAUAUUGUAAAAAUAAAUUAGGUUAUAAACCAAUAAAUCAGGAUAGAUAUUAAACACCUGAAAAACCUAUUACAGACUUUUCUUAAAUUAAUAAAUUUUGA